AUGCCCCCGACCGACGACCCUAACAUUCCUGCCAUUGUAACGACCGACCUUUCACAGGAAGCUUCCCCCCAGCAGCUCACGACUUCUCCUCUUUCUCCAACAAGCGGCUUGCUCUCACCCCACAGUCCGCCAACACAGAGAGGUUCACUCGACAUUCCCAGCUCUCCUACUCACACGGACGAUGGCUCUUCCAUAACCGUGCCACCAUCUCCAACUCUUUCGAAUCGCUCCUCAGUACAUUUCACGCCAAGUACUACGUUGGCUCUCCGAGACAAUAACCCCCAACUACGCAAUCCUUCCAUAUUACUGUCGCCCCUCGAUGGCACCAAGUCUCAUCAGCGUAAAGGGAGCAACGCCACUUUUGCGACGACUGCGACAGACGUCACUGAACCCGACCACUCCCCACGGCCAGAGGAGGAGUUGCGCAAUAUCAAGUCCAAUACGACGAGCGUUACUCAUGUUGGUUCCCGUUCAGCUUCUCGUGCCAAGCGCGAUGCCACCGACUCCGACACAGCUACAACCAUCUCCAAGUCCAAGAAGGGGGCUGAGCACGAAGCUGCUGCGUUAGAGUCAGAUAUCGACCCCACCCCCUUCCGCUACCGGCCAAAUCACCUCGCUAUGAUGCUGGACCCUAAAAAUCUAGAGACAUUAGAGGAAAUGGGUGGAGUCGAUGGUCUCUUGGAAAGUCUUGGCACGAGUCCCGACACAGGCUUACGUGGAGAUUCACUUACCCGAACACAAACGACAGCAUCUGGUCAAGGGCCAGGCGAUGGCAGGCCGGGUGCCGGUGUCGGGGCUUCUCAGCGACAUGAUCCAGAGAAGGGAGCAGAGACGGUUCCGGCUAUCACUCUUACGGACCCUCAAGGAGAAAAGUCGACAGAUUGGGAUUCAACCGCCGCAUUUUCAGCCUCGCUCAAUGAAAGGCGACGUGUUUAUGGCGACAACGUCUUGCCACGACGUAAAACCAAGUCCCUCUUGUCGCUUAUGUAUGCAGCUAUGAAGGACAAAGUUCUGAUCCUACUUUCUAUUGCGGCCGUAGUAUCCCUCGCACUCGGCUUCUUCCAGGACUUUGGCACUCCGCACGAGCCGGGUGAGCCCAAGGUCGAUUGGGUUGAGGGCGUAGCCAUUAUGGUUGCGAUUCUCAUUGUGGUUCUUGUUGGUUCGGUGAACGACUGGCAAAAAGAGCGACAGUUCCAGGCUCUUAAUGACAAGAAGGAGGAACGAGGAGUCAAGGUUCUCCGGAACGGUGUUGAAACAGUCAUUGAUAUCAAGCAAGUCGUCGUUGGAGAUAUUGCCCUUUUGGAACCAGGCGAGAUUGUGCCAUGUGAUGGUGUCUUCAUCAGCGGACACAACGUCAAAUGCGAUGAAUCCGGGGCGACUGGAGAGUCUGAUGCGAUCAAGAAAGUUCCGUACGAAGAAUGUCUUGCACUCCGCUCAACAGACCGCGGCGCCCAUACCGACUGCUUUAUUGUCAGUGGAAGCAAGGUUCUGGAGGGCGUGGGCAAAUACGUUGUCGUCGCUGUGGGCACCAAAAGUUUCAAUGGUCGAAUUAUGAUGGCUUUGCGUGGAGACACUGAUAACACGCCUCUCCAAGUGAAGCUUAAUGCGCUAGCAGAACUCAUCGCCAAACUUGGCAGCGCUGCCGGGCUGAUACUUUUUGUCGCUCUUUUAAUUCGCUUUUUUGUUCAGCUAGGCACUAAUGAUCCCGUGCGAACUCCCAGCCAGAAAGGCAUCGCCUUUGUCAACAUCCUCAUUAUUGCAGUAACGCUGAUCGUUGUCGCCGUUCCUGAAGGUCUGCCCCUGGCCGUCACUUUGGCUUUGGCAUUCGCGACCAAGCGUAUGACGCAGGAGAAGCUUCUCGUUCGAAUUCUAGGAUCAUGCGAGACCAUGGCCAAUGCGUCUGUUGUCUGUACCGACAAAACAGGGACGUUGACACAAAACUCGAUGACUGUCGUUGCUGGCUCUGUGGGUAUCCACGCCAAAUUUGUCCAGCACCUGGAAAACAACGAGUCUCGCACGAAUGUGGAGGAAGGUGGUUCCCGGAAACACGGGCAGGAUUUUUCUCUUGAUCAAACACAACUCAACUCGGCUCUAUCUCCCCAACUACGCGAACUCUUCAACGAGGGCAUCGCUGUCAAUUCCACUGCGUUUCAAGACACCAAUCCCGAAACAGGCGAGCCGAUGUUUGUUGGUAGCAAGACGGAAACUGCGUUGUUGAAGUUCGCCCAGGAGCUCGGGUGGCGCGACUUCCGUCAAACUCGUGAGGCUGCGGCGAUUAUGCAGAUGAUACCGUUCUCGAGUGAACGCAAGGCGAUGGGUGUCGUGGUCAAGACUCCUCAAGGGAAAUAUCGUCUCUACCUCAAGGGCGCCAGCGAGAUUCUCUCGAAGAAGUGUGUCUCUCACGUUGUGGUGCACAAGCCGGAUUCGGGUACCCAGAGUCAAGGUGACGAGAUCGAAACAGCGCCAAUCGACGACCUGGCCAACGACAACAUCUCGCGGACGACCAUAUUUUAUGCCAAUCAGAUGCUUCGGACUAUUGCGCUGUGUUAUAGAGAUUUGGAUUCGUGGCCGCCCAGCAACAAAACUCAAAAUGACCAGAAUGAGGUUGCGUACGAAGAUCUAGCCCACGACUUAACUCUCAUUGGUAUUGUCGGAAUCGAGGACCCAUUGCGCCCUGGUGUGGUUGAAGCAGUCAAGAAAUGCCAAACCGCUGGUGUUACCAUCAAGAUGUGCACGGGAGACAAUGUCCUGACCGCUCGCUCGAUCGCAACCCAAUGUGGCAUUUUCUCUCCGGGUGGUGUCAUCAUGGAAGGCCCUGUUUUCCGCGACCUCAGCCCAGCCGAGAAGAUGGAAAUUGUACCCCGUCUUCAAGUUUUGGCUCGUUCGUCACCAGAAGACAAACGUAUCUUGGUUGAAACGCUGCGGAACAUUGGCGAAAUUGUCGGUGUUACUGGAGAUGGCACUAAUGAUGGUCCAGCACUCAAGACGGCCAACGUUGGUUUCUCUAUGGGUAUCGCAGGCACAGAAGUGGCGAAGGAAGCGUCGGACAUCAUUCUUAUGGACGAUAACUUUGCCUCUAUUGUCAAGGCCAUCAUCUGGGGUCGUUGUGUAAAUGACGCAGUGCGCAAGUUCUUGCAAUUCCAGAUCUCGACCAACGUUACCGCUGUUGUUAUCACAUUCGUGACUGCCGUUGCUUCGGCUGAGGAGUCUUCCGUCUUGUCUGCAGUACAACUGCUUUGGAUUAACAUCAUCAUGGACACCUUCGCCGCCCUUGCCCUUGCAACCGAUCCCGCCACCGAAUCGCUUCUUGACCGAAAACCAGACAAGAAAACUGCGCCGUUAUUCUCGACGGAGAUGUACAAGCAGAUAAUGUUCCAGUCCCUCUAUCAGAUUACGAUAACCCUGAUCUUCCACUUCCUCGGCCACCAAAUCCUUGGUCUAUCGUCUGGCAGCAAAAACGACAGGAUUGUCCAGACUUUAGUCUUCAACGCCUUCGUAUUUGCACAGAUUUUCAACUCCGUCAACUGCAGGCGUUUGGACCGCAAGCUCAACAUUUUCGAGGGCAUUCUCAAUAAUUGGUACUUCAUUUGUAUCACGUUAAUCGAAAUCGCUGCUCAGAUCAUCAUCGUAUUCGUUGGAGGAGCGGCUUUCUCUGUCACGGAAAUCGGCGGUCGUGAAUGGGGCAUCUCUCUCGCUUUGGGGGUGGUUUCCAUCCCUCUCGGCGCUCUCAUCCGCCUUAUGCCCAGCGAGCCUUUUGAAAGGUUAUUCAAAGCCGUAGGACUGCUGGGGAAACCAGAAGUACUGCCAACUACAGCCCCGAACCCUGACAAUGUCGGUUGGACAGCCAUUACUCGCGUUCGCGACAAUCUGAACACGUUUGCCAAUGUGCGGGGAGGUCGUGUCCGGUCAUCAUCGUUUGUCAUCAAGAGUCGAACAGCAAGGUUAAGUCAAGAGCAAGACAGACCAGUCUCGCUCUUGGCUAUGGCUCCCACUCUCAUGAUGGGUACUAUCGCAGCUAGCCAUGCUUGGACGCAGCCCCAGUCACUUUCUGAUCCAACGCAAGACGACCCAUCGCGAUCCUCCGCAGCUCUCUGGGAAGGAAAACUCCAACUACAUCCAGGAACCUCACAUGACGACCCAUUAUUCCAACGGUUUGGAGGCAAUCAAAGUAACGUAUAA
Molecule: messenger RNA, 4179 nt
Organism: Mycena indigotica
Lineage: Eukaryota; Fungi; Basidiomycota; Agaricomycetes; Agaricales; Mycenaceae
Product: Calcium-transporting ATPase
Exons: 9
Coding region: 1-4179 (1392 amino acids)
Biological process (GO): calcium ion transmembrane transport; intracellular calcium ion homeostasis
Cellular component (GO): intracellular membrane-bounded organelle; membrane
Molecular function (GO): P-type calcium transporter activity; ATP binding; ATP hydrolysis activity
Source: RefSeq, a predicted model, not a curated record